UCUAAUACGCCCCCUAGCGGUUGGAUAAGGAGAAGAGGCGGAGAGAAUUAAAUACUUUCGACAUCAACCAGCUGAACACGGAGCAGCUGACGUAUUCAUACUGACUGGUUCUGCUGCUGGUUCUGGUUCUGACCCGGUUCUCCACCAGGGCAACGUGACAUCAUGGCGUCUGCAGAACCUGUGCCAGAUGUUGUGGAACCAUUGAAGCGCUGCGGCAGCAACGACCUGCUGCGUCCAGACAUGUCUGAGCAGAAGGAUGAAGACGAAGGUUUAACUAUGGCUGUGAAACGCAAACCUCUGAACCUGGUUCUGUUUGGUCCAAGUGAACCACUGAAGACGGCAGCAGCCAAGGUCAUUCUAGGUCACAAGGAUCUUCCUUCAGAGUGUGUUAGAAAGCAGGGAGAGGUGUUUGGACGUGGGGUUUCUCUGGUGGUGCUGCCUGCGCUGUAUGGAAAAGCUGAGCAGGAAGUGAUGGAGGAAUCCUUCAGGUGUGUCUCCCUCUGUGAUCCUGAGGGUGUCCACGCCUUCAUCCUGGUCCUACCUGUGGGUCCCCUCACUGAUGAAGACAAGGGAGAGUUACACACCAUCCAGGACACAUUCAGCUCUAGAGUCAACGACUUCACCAUCAUCCUCUUCACUACAGAGUUGGAUCCUGAACAUCCAGAUGUUGAUAAGUUUAUAGAGAACAAGAACAUCCAGGAUCUCCUCCAGAUCUGUGGAGGAAGAUAUUUUGUUCUGAACAUCAGAGACAGACGGCAGAUCAAAGAACUGAUGGAGACGGUUUGUGGUGAAAAGUCCAGUGUUUUCUCAACAGAAAUGUUCACCAAGGUGUUGAUUGAGAGGAUUUUAAAAGUUGAAGCAGAACUAAAGGAUGUGAAACAGAAGAGUGAAGAUGAGCAACAGUCAACAAAACAACUCAGGGAAGAGACAGAAGAAUUAAAGAAACAGGAAGAAGAGCUGAAGAAGAAACACAGAGAAGAAACUAAAUCUCUGCAAUCUCAACUAGAGCAGCAAAGAAAACAGCAAAUUCAAAUGCUGAAAGAAAAGGUUGAAAUAAUAGAGAAUGAACGCGAGAAGAGAAAGAAGGAGCGAGAGGAAGAGGACAGAAGAUGGAGAAAACAGGAAGAACUGCAGCGGAAAGAGUGGAAACAAAAACUAGAUGCUUCAGAAAACCGAGUUAAAGUUGAGCGAGAGCAAAGAGAGGCGGCUGAGAGGAGGCUGGACCAGAGCAGACGAGAUCGGACCAGAGACCGGGACGCUUGGGAUAAAGAGAAGGUCGGCAUCCUGGAGCGAAUGCACCAGGACCUGAAACAGAACCUGCAGGAAACCAAGCAGAACCUGGAGGAGGAGCGAGCGCGCAACAGGAAGCUGCAGGAGGAUUUCUACCUGAAGAGGAGGAAGUGGACGUAUCUGGGCUUCACUUUGCUGCUGUCAGUGACUCUAGUUUUAUUAUAUGUGUAUCAAAGCCAUUAACUGCUGGACCCAAACCGGACCGAACAUCUUGACCCGGCUGGAGUCUGGGUCAUGUUCAUAUAAUAAUGAUAAUAUUUAAUGUGUCAUAUUGACUUCCAGAGUCGUCAGUAGCUCUGAGUUUACAGGUUCUGGUUUUUUAACUCUAAUACAGAAACAAUCAGUGUUUGCAUCAAACUAUAAUUAAAAUGAUUUUCUUUCUGCGCCGUUUAUUGGUGCAGUGAUGAUGCAUAAUGUUAACAUGCAUCACAUGUAUCUCAGUGAAUGACAUGGAAAUAUGAAUAUUUGUUUCAGUGAAUUUGUCUGAUUUUAGUUUUUUCAUCUGGUUCUGCAGCUGAUAAUCUGUUAUUAAUCUGAUAUAUUACAGAAUUUAUUUCAUUGUAAUUCUGUGUAGAUUUGGAUUGAUGGUGUUUUAUAUGAAUGUUUUUCUGUAAUGUUUUGUCACUGAAAUCUCUUCUGACUCUGAGCUCAGAUCCAGUUGAGGAUUUUAAUGAGAAUCCUCUUAUUUCCUGUCAUUCAUGUUGAGUUUUUUCCACCAAACUGAAACUGUUUCCUCCAGUCAGUCGGUUUCAUGACAGGGUGAGGAUGUGUCUCUGUCCACCUGGUGACAGAUCAGUUCUUCUUUAGCUGUGAAUAUAUAAUGAGACGUUUCUAUGAACUUUUACCUUCAAAUAGAAAUAAAGACAAAGAUUCUUUCUCUA
This is a messenger RNA of Xiphophorus maculatus (southern platyfish), 2171 nucleotides long. Its product is annotated as vicilin-like seed storage protein At2g18540. The transcript is spliced from 4 exons. The coding region runs from base 163 to 1473 and encodes 436 amino acids. Lineage: Eukaryota; Metazoa; Chordata; Actinopteri; Cyprinodontiformes; Poeciliidae. Gene Ontology annotation, molecular function: GTP binding. The record is from RefSeq and is a predicted model, not a curated record.